GCCUGAUGUCACCUGCGUUAACAGCUAACCACACGCAGGCACGUCAGAGCAAUAAGGUAAGCUCGAGCUGAGCUUAACCUUGGACUUUUGACCUUGAAUCACAUGCACAAUGUCUCGCAGCCUCGCCAGAUUUCUUCAUCUUGAGCUUUGAUAGACUGUGUAUUUUUCUCUGGUUAUUUCUACGCCACGAGGCUGGAGGUUCAGGUUUCUGUCUCUAACUGUGUAGACUGUGCCACGCGACCCCUCGCAUUCUCUUAGCUCGAACGGCGUGAACAAGGCAGACACGACAUAUAACAGUCCAGAGGGCGCCUCUUCGUUUAUUCAGUUUUGGUCGACGUAAUACCUCGUAAAGAGCAUAUAACAACAUCUGGGAACCAACACAAACGAACAGAGGCACCGCCAUGGCUGACACCAAAACCGAUGGCCCACCGGAGACGGUGAUCCCUUCGCCGGAGCUACUUGCUGGUCUCGCAGAGAAGUCUUUAGCAGAGAAGCAGAAGCCCAAACAAAAAGAGGAGCAUCCUUCGGGGAAAGAAAGCUAUGGAACUCUGAUGCAGAUUGUGCGCGGCUCCUUGUUCGCCCUAUACUUCAACACAUGUUGCAUGAUCAUUUUCCUUACCCAGCUUGUCGGCGCUCCCUUGUACUUCGUCAAUCGUGACUGGUACUACGCUUACAUGGCUAUGACGAAACAAUCUUUUUGUCUUACGACAACUUCCAUGACCCAAAUCUGGGGCCCGACUACCAUCCGAAUCAGCGGUGACGAGUCGGUCGCUGGCCAGAUCAAGUUGCGACCCGAUGGGGGAGUUCAGUUCGAGUUCCCUGAGCGUUUGGUGAUGAUUGCCAACCAUCAAAUCUAUACUGACUGGCUGUAUCUGUGGUGGAUUGCUUACGCUAAUUCCCCUAGCAUGCAUGGGCAUAUCUACAUCAUUCUCAAGGAGUCUCUCAAGCAUAUCCCUCUCAUUGGUUGGGGAAUGCGCUUCUACGGAUUCAUCUUCAUGUCACGAAAGAUGGCCUCGGAUCAGCCCCGCCUGGCCUACCGUCUCAACAAACUCAAGCAACGCAAGGUUGAUCCUAAUGGAAAGUCGUAUAUGGACCCCAUGUGGCUGCUCUUGUUCCCCGAAGGCACGAAUCUUUCCAAUAAUGGGCGUAGAAAGUCGGCUGGCUGGGCUGCCAAAAACGACCUCAAGGAUCCAGACCAUGUCAUGCUUCCACGAAGUACUGGUAUGUUCUUUUGUCUGAACGAGCUCAAGGGAAGCAUCGACUACGUCUACGACUGCACGGUUGCAUAUGAGGGAAUUCCCCGAGGUGGAUUCGGUGAGGAGUAUUUUGGUUUGGUGAGCACCUAUUUUCAAGGUCGCGCCCCUAAGUCGGUCAAUUUCCACUGGCGCCGCUUCAAAGUCAGCGAUAUGCCCCUUCACGACCAGAAGGCCUUUGAGCUCUGGUUGCGUGAGGAGUGGUAUAAGAAGGAUGCACUCAUGGAAGAGUACCUGACAACCGGUCGCUUCCCUCGUAUGGCUGGUAGCAAGAUCGACUACAUCGAGACCGAGGUCAAGACUCGAAAGCCUUGGGAGAUUCUUCAGAUCUUUGCGGUUGUUGGUACCGCUGCAUUAAUCUGGCACAACAUCAAGAAGUCCUUCUCGACUGUGUCAUCCGCGUUUCGUUGAACCUGAGCCGAGGUUCGGUCAGGAACAAGCAAAUAAGAUUAUAGGACUCGGUGCUUGGCCGCCGCAGGUAAAAUGAAUUGGAGGAUUGCGUGAACGUUGAAGGUUGCACAAAUCCUUCUAAAUGAAUAGACAGGGUACGAGACGGGAUACUGAAGGUGUGGACGGGACGUUCUGGCUUGGAUUUGAUCUUUUUUGGUAAUGUUUACGGCGUGGAUGAGAUACCGAGGCGCAAACUGGUCUGGGACGGUACAUGAGAGAGAACGACAUGAUGAGAUGACGCGUGUAAGGAUUCGGGCAGUGUCCGAGAUAUGGACAUUCUUGAUGGUUCAGCUAGAGUAUGGUAUAGGGAGAAUUGGCAAAGCGUUGAAUGACACAUUUUGACUACUGGAA
Fusarium oxysporum Fo47 is the source of this 2054-nucleotide messenger RNA. RefSeq names its product acyltransferase-domain-containing protein. The coding region runs from base 402 to 1664 and encodes 420 amino acids. The record is from RefSeq and is a predicted model, not a curated record. Gene Ontology annotation, molecular function: acyltransferase activity. Lineage: Eukaryota; Fungi; Ascomycota; Sordariomycetes; Hypocreales; Nectriaceae. The transcript is spliced from 4 exons. Gene Ontology annotation, cellular component: endomembrane system.